Messenger RNA from Diachasmimorpha longicaudata, 4181 nucleotides. RefSeq names its product rho GTPase-activating protein Graf-like (gene Graf). Gene Ontology annotation, molecular function: protein binding; GTPase activator activity. Gene Ontology annotation, cellular component: cytoplasm. Gene Ontology annotation, biological process: signal transduction. The record is from RefSeq and is a predicted model, not a curated record. NCBI's taxonomy places the organism in Eukaryota, Metazoa, Arthropoda, Insecta, Hymenoptera, Braconidae. The coding region runs from base 528 to 2975 and encodes 815 amino acids. The transcript has 15 exons.
AACACCAGUGGUGCAUGGAGUCCAGGCCCUGCAAAAUUGUCGGGGUGUAUUGAAGUGGUUUGUCGACCAUUGCGAUUAAACGUAAUCACACCAUUACGAAUACACUGAACACCAUAUUUUUCAGUCCAUCCUUGUCAGCACGCGACAGAUUGUAAAAGUUAUUUAAUGGGUGAUGUGUCAAUCGUCGGUGGUGUUAACAUAAGGGCGUUGACAAAAAUCAAAAGUCGUCUCUGCCAUCAGUUAGGUUGUGGGUUUUCGGUAAAAGAAAAUAAAAAUCGAUUUGUAGACCAUGCAGCAAAUACGGUGAUUGCGCCCUGAAAGAUACAUCAUCGACUGUGCACGCAAUUGUUGAACUGCAGUCAGGGACAAUUGUUACAUUAGAAUAAGUGAAAUUAAUUUGUUUGUGCUGUUGGACAUUCUGAGAUUUUCUGUAUCAAUGAGUGCUGACUGAAACAUCGUGGAGUAGCUGGAAUUGUUGACAAUUGUGGGAAAAUUACUCGGAAUUUAUUGUUUAACAGUGUUAUACGAUGGGUAUGGGCUUGAAACCACUCGAAUUUACAGAUUGUCUCACCGACAGUCCGUAUUUUCGUGAAAAUUUGCAUUAUCACGAGAGUGAAUUGGAAAAAACUAGUCAGCAAAUAAAACGACUCAUCAAAGAGGUCAAGGAUUUGCUAAAUGCUGCUAAAAAUCUGUCCCGAGCCCAGAGAGCAUUCUCCAAAACACUGCAAAACUUUAGUUUCGAAUGUAUUGGCGAAACCCAGACCGAGGACGAAUUGCAUAUAUCCCAGAGCCUAAAGGAGUUUGGUAAACUAAUAGCAUCGAUUGAAGAUGAGAGAGAUCGCAUGCUUGCGCGAGCUUAUGAUCAGAUUAUUCUUCCCCUUGAGAACUUCAGGAAGGAACACAUCGGGGGAGUGAAGGAAGGAAAAAAAAAAUUCGUGAAGCAAACGAUAAAAUUCUGCCAGAGUCAAGAGCGAUAUCUCAAUCUAUCCACAAAAAAGCAGGACAAUGUCCUUCAGGAAGCCGAUGCAACACUGGACAUGGCAGAACGUCACUUUUGUCAAGCGAGUCUAGAGUACGUUUUUCUCCUCCAGGAGGUGCAAGAGCGAAAGAAAUUCGAAUUCGUGGAGACGUUGCUGGGAUUUAUGCUGGGAUGGCUGACGUUUUACCACCAGGGUCACGAGGUUGCUAAGGAUUUUAAACCUUACAAGACUGAACUGCAGCUGAAAAUACAGAAGACUAGAGAGAAUUUCCUUGCCACCCGGGAUAAAACCGAAUCGCUUAUGAAUAAAAUGAAGGAUAUGAAAAAGUCAGCCGUUGAGAUGGGGUUGAGUAAAUUGAAUUCACGCGAGGGAUAUCUAUUCUUAAUGGAAAAAAAGGCUUUUGGGACAACAUGGACAAAGCAGUACUGCACAUAUCAGAAAGAUAAGAAAGAAUUCACGAUGAUUCCGUACAACCAAUUAACUGGAAAAUUCAGUAACAAGGAGACACUGACACUGGCAAGUUGUGUACGUCGUAUGUCCGAGACUAUUGAGAAGAGAUUUUGCUUUGACAUUACGGCUGUGGACAAGCCAGGCGUAACGUACACAUUUCAGGCGUUGUCCGAGGAGGAUAGGAAGUUAUGGAUGGACGCUAUGGAUGGAAAAGAGCCAACUUACGCCCUUCAGGGACCAUCGGUUAAAACUGAGGAGACAAUUCUGGAUGAAAAUGGCUUUGCAUUUGUCUCAAAGUGCAUUUCAGUGCUUGAGGAUAGAGGCCUGGAGGAACAAGGGCUCUACCGAGUUGUUGGGGUUGCAUCGAAAGUCAAUAAAUUACUGGCCAUGGGGUUGGACAGGAGGAAACUGGAGAAACUCAACCUCGAUGACAGAUUUGAAUGGGAGAGCAAAACAAUAACGAGUGCACUUAAAACUUAUCUCAGGACCCUCUUCGAGCCAGUUAUGACGUUUCGAUAUUACAACAGUUUCAUUAUUGCUGCAAAACAAGAUUCUCGAGAAUCGAGAAUUAACGAUGUUCACAUACUCGUAUAUCGACUGCCGAAGCACAACUUCAACAUGCUGAUGUUGCUGAUAAAGCAUCUGCGGAACGUGGCCAACAAAUGCGAGAAAAAUCUGAUGACAGUUGGCAAUCUGGCCGUUUGCUUUGGACCAACACUCCUGCGCCCCGAGGAGGAGACCGUUGCCUCGAUAAUGGAUAUCAAAUUCUACAACAUUGUUGUGGAGAUACUGAUCGAAAAUUGUGAGAGGAUAACCACUGGACCGCCGGAGUUCACCAGGCCCUCGCAGGCCCAGCAGAAUCCAGCGACAACUGUUCCAAGACACGAUGCUGAUGACAGUACGAAUGCAACAGGAAAUGGAAACGCAAUUAACAGAUACUCUGUGCACACUGCUAUUCCUGCUACACAUUCACACUUGGUAACGAGAUCCUACUACGAUGGCCCAAUGCCGAUCGUAUCGAAGCCCUCGUCUCUGGACGAUCGUAAAAACGGUGAUUUCGAGGACAUUGAACAUGGAGCACAACGACUGCCGAUAUUCCCGGAGGCUAGAAUCAAUCGUUCGAAAUUGACAAAUGCCAAUUUCAUGUAUCAUUCAGCCGACAAAGUUCUAGGUAGUGGAAAUACUAGUAGUUCAAGCGAAUCAGUGGCAUCGGAUUCUCAUUUAUUCACUCAGGAUCUACCGAUGAAGCACAAACGUGGAUCCAUGAUGGGUAUGCAUUACCCCUCUGGGUAUCCACAACGCAGUAACCCACCGAUUUCAGCAGUUAAUACAUCUCCAAGCAGUGGCAGGUCGAGCCCUGGUCAGGGUAUCUGGCGAGUGCGAACACUCUACGCCUGCAUGGCUGAGAAUGAUGGAGAACUGUCAUUUGAACCUAAUCAAAUUAUAACAAAUGUGAAACCCUCCCUGGAACCUGGAUGGCUGGAGGGCACAUUGAAUGGAAAAACAGGAUUAGUACCGAAGAACUACGUAGAACAGUUACCCUAAAGAAUGAUUACGUGAACCAAAGAAUUCACUGGCGCACUGUUCACCCCUUCUGUGACACAGCUAAAACAUUCCCUAUAAUUUAAUGUUGUUUUUCAAUUGAUUGAUUAUUUUUGUUGCACAUUGUUGGUCUCUUUGGAAUAUUUUUUAUUUUGUUUCAUCAGCAAUUGCAUAAUUAUAUGUGCAUUUUUAAGCAAUUUUAUUUAUCGAUUAGAACCCGAUCGGCUCAAGUACAUCGGGCGCAUGAUUAAUUGUAAAUAAAUAGUCUCUUAAGGGCCCAAGGAAGUGACUAAGGUAAUUUAUUUAAGUAAAAUUUGUAUACAAAGGUGUGUAAAUUUUGUUGGUACAAUUAUCACCUAAUUUUAAAUCUUCAAAGUGUGUAAAUAAUUGAAGAGAAAUUUAUAUUUAUGAUAGACUAGUUUUUUCGAUGAAUUUUAAUUCAGAUAUCGCACACUAAUGCCUCUAUUGAACAAAAAAAAAAGUCUACGUAGAUUAUUGCAAGGAACAAAAAAAGGGUUUUGGUAAAUUUUCCAAAGUUAUCACUUUAUUGAUCGUAGUUUUAAGAUUAUCUUUGUAUGUGAAUAAACACUGCAUUUAAAUCACUCCCGCAUUGGCAUUCACACGUGCACCCUCAUCACAAAAUAGCAUUCAAAUGUUCUAGUGUCUUCACUAUUCACAAGAUAAAGCGUUUCAGAAUCUGAAUCCCAUUUGGCCUCAAAGUGUUGCCAUUUAAUCGAAUUUAUAAAAAAUUUUAAUGUUGAAAAAAUGGGGAGAGAGGGUCUCUUAGUUUAUUGACUAAUGUUAGAGAUGAAUUGAAUCUAUUUUACAUUCGCACUUGAUUAAUCACCUAAAUAUCAACAUAUCACAAAAUUUUUCAAAGCAUGUGCUCUGAAUACAACACUUGCUGUGAUUGAAUCAUAUCAACUGCUUGCAAAAAUAUUUUUUCACACGAAUGCUGAAUCGAUUUAUUGUCCGAGUGAGCUGAUAAAAAUUUUUAUUUUUCAUUUCUAAUACUUCAAUGGCAAUACCGUCCGAAAAUAAGCGAUAUAAUCAACAUUUCAAAUUCAUUCAGUAGAAACUUAAUAAACUCUCGAUUAACGAAUGAAAAUAAUGAAGUUUCUUACGAUUUUGUAAAAUGUGCAAUUUUUGUAUAAGAAAAAAAAAACCUGUAAGCACGUGAAAAUAUAACACUAAAUAAUCUAAACAUAA